Messenger RNA from Penicillium malachiteum, 3093 nucleotides. RefSeq names its product valine--tRNA ligase. The transcript has 5 exons. Gene Ontology annotation, cellular component: cytosol. The record is from RefSeq and is a predicted model, not a curated record. Gene Ontology annotation, molecular function: ATP binding; valine-tRNA ligase activity; aminoacyl-tRNA deacylase activity. Gene Ontology annotation, biological process: valyl-tRNA aminoacylation. Bases 1 to 3093 code for a protein of 1030 amino acids. Lineage: Eukaryota; Fungi; Ascomycota; Eurotiomycetes; Eurotiales; Aspergillaceae.
AUGGCUCAAAACUCCGCCUCCCAGAUCCCCACUGGGGACUCUACUACCCCCGCUGCCCAGCAACCGCAAGCCCAGGCUGGACAAGAUGCCCCAGCCGUUCCCAAGGUGAAGACCGAGAAGGAGCUGGUUAUCAUCCUAGUUGAGCGCGAGCGCAAGAAGGCUGAAAAGGCGAAGAAGUUCGCGGAGAAGAAGGCUAAGGCUGCUACUGCCCAACCUGCUGCUCCCAAGGCUGAGAAGAAGGCCAACAAGGUGGAGAAGGAGAAGACCACCGACGCCUAUGACCCUAAGACCAUCGAAGAGGGCCGCCUCGAUUGGUGGGAAGAGCGUGAUCUCUUCAAGCCUGAAUGGGGUCCUGACGGCAACGUCAAGCCCGAGGGCUCCUUCGUCAUCCCCAUUCCUCCCCCGAACGUUACCGGUUCCCUGCACAUGGGUCACGCCUUGACCAAUGCCCUCCAAGAUACGAUGAUUCGUUGGCAACGCAUGAAGGGUAAGACCACCCUGUGGCUUCCUGGAAUGGACCACGCUGGUAUUUCGACCCAGAGUGUUGUCGAGAAGAUGCUUUGGAAGAAGGAGAAGAAGACUCGUCACGACGUCGGUCGCGAGGCCAUGACCAAGUUAAUUUGGGAUUGGAAGGAUCAAUACCACAGCAACAUUAAGAACUCCCUGCGAAGACUUGGUGGUUCUUUCGACUGGUCUCGCGAGGCGUUCACCAUGGACCCUAACCUGUCCGCCGCUGUGACUGAGACUUUCGUUCGUCUCCACGAGGAGGGCAUCAUCUACCGUGCCAACCGUCUGGUUAACUGGUGUGUUGCCUUGAACACCUCGCUUUCUAACCUUGAGGUCGAUAACAAGGAAAUCGAGGGCCGUACCCUCCUCGAUGUGCCCGGCUAUGAGAAGAAGGUCGAGUUCGGUGUCUUGACCCACUUCUGCUAUGAGAUUGAUGGCACUGCAGAGCGCAUUGAAAUUGCUACUACCCGUCCGGAAACCAUGAACGCACGCCACCCCUUCAUUGAUCGUCUGAUGCCUAUCGUCGCCGACGAUGGUGUGGACCCCGAGUUCGGUACUGGAGCUGUUAAGAUUACUCCCGCCCACGAUUUCAACGAUUUCAACCGUGGAAAGCAGCACAACUUGGAAUUCAUUUCUGUUAUGAACGAUGACGGUACCUUCAACAAGAACGCUGGUCCUUACGAAGGCAUGAAGCGCUUUGAUGCCCGUUACCAGGUUAUCAACGACCUGAAGGAGAAGGGCCUGUACGUGAAGUGGGAGCACAACCCUAUGAAGGUUCCCCGUUGCUCCAAGUCCAACGAUGUUAUUGAGCCCAUUCUUAAGCCUCAAUGGUGGAUGAAGAUGGAGAGCCUCGUUGGUCCUGCCAUCAAGGCUGUUCAGGACGGUGAGAUCAUCAUUCGUCCCGAGAGCGCUGAAAAGAGCUACUUCCGAUGGAUGGAAAACCUGAACGACUGGUGCUUGUCCCGUCAGCUGUGGUGGGGUCACCAGGCCCCUGCUUACUUUGUCAAGAUUGAGGGUGAGCAAAAUGAUGACAGUGAUGGCAACUCCUGGGUCACUGGGCGCACCGAGGAAGAUGCUCGCAAGAAGGCCGAGGCCAAGUUCCCCGGCAAGAAGUUUGAAUUGGUCCGCGAUCCCGAUGUUCUCGACACUUGGUUCUCUUCUGGCCUUUGGCCCUUCUCGACUCUGGGCUGGCCUCGUCAGACUCACGACUUCGAGCAACUCUACCCCACUUCCGUCCUGGAGACUGGUUGGGAUAUUCUCUUCUUCUGGGUCGCACGUAUGAUCAUGCUUGGUAUUAAGUUGACCGGCAAGGUUCCCUUCAAGGAGGUGUACUGUCACUCCCUGAUCCGAGACUCUGAGGGUCGUAAGAUGUCCAAGUCUCUGGGUAACGUGGUUGACCCUCUUGAUGUCAUGGAGGGUAUUCAGCUGCAAACUCUUCACGAUAAGCUCUUGCUUGGUAACCUUGCAGACAAGGAGGUUGCUACUGCUACCAAGUACCAGAAGAAGGCAUUCCCUAAGGGUAUUCCUGAGUGUGGUGCUGAUGCCCUGCGCUUUGCCCUUGUUUCUUACACUACUGGUGGUGGCGAUAUUGCCUUCGAUGUCCAGGUUAUUUUUGGAUACCGCCGUUUCUGUAACAAGAUUUACCAGGCCACCAAGUUCGUCCUUGGUAAGCUGGGCGAAGACUUCAAGCCCCAGGCUAAGGUUACCAAGACUGGCAAGGAGUCUUUGUCUGAGCGCUGGAUUCUGCACAAGCUCAACUCUGCCGCCAAGGAAGUGAACGAGUUGCUGGAGAAGCGUGACUUCUCUAACACUGCCAACCUCAUCUACCAAUACUGGUACUCCCAGUUGUGCGAUGUCUUCAUCGAGAACUCUAAGUAUCUGUUGGCAGAGGAUGCCUCACCCGAGACUCAGGAGUCUGCCAAGCAGACCCUGUACACCGCUCUCGAGGGAGCUCUCACUCUGAUUCACCCGAUCAUGCCUUUCGUCACUGAGCACUUGUGGCAGCGUCUGCCCCGCCGUCCCGAAGAUAAGACAAUCUCUAUCAUGACUGCCAAGUUCCCCGAGUACCAGGCUGAGUUCGACGACUCCACUGCUGAGACUGCCUAUGAGCUCAUUUUGAACACCUCUAAGGCUAUCCGUUCUAUCCUGGCUCAGUACGAUGUCAAGACCAAGGGCGACAUCAUCAUUCAGACCUACGAUGCUACUAGCCAGCAGACCAUCUCUGAGCAGAUGACUAGCAUCAAGUCUCUUGGUGGUAAGACCCUGGGUGAGUUGUCUCAGCUUGGUCCCGAGAACACCAACCCACCUUCGGGCUGCGUUGUGGCUACUGUCGGUUCCGAGGCUGCUGUCUACCUGCGCGUGUCUAAGGAGGUUGCUUUGGAGCAGGAGGAGAAGGCCAAGGCUGCUCUUGAACGGGCUCGUGAGACCGCCCGCAGAUCUCAGAAUGUCAUGAGCGCUCCUUCAUGGAAGGACAAGGUCAAGGCUGAGGUUCGUGAGCAGGAGGAGAAGCGUCUCCGUGAUGCUGAGAGCGAAGCUGCUCGCCUGGAGGAGCAGAUCAAGGAGUUCGAGAAGCUUCGCCUGGAGUAA